Mucor mucedo is the source of this 464-nucleotide messenger RNA. RefSeq names its product cytochrome b-c1 complex subunit 9. The record is from RefSeq and is a predicted model, not a curated record. Gene Ontology annotation, biological process: mitochondrial electron transport, ubiquinol to cytochrome c. Lineage: Eukaryota; Fungi; Mucoromycota; Mucoromycetes; Mucorales; Mucoraceae. The transcript is spliced from 2 exons. The coding region runs from base 31 to 231 and encodes 66 amino acids.
AUAUUCUUCCAUAAUCUCCCCACUCUAAAUAUGCCUGCUGUUCCUGCUUCUGGUUUAACCCGUACCAUUUAUAACACCUUCUUCAAGAAGAACUCUGUUUUUGUUGCCAGCAUCUUUACUGGUGCCAUUGCCUUUGAAGUUGCUUUUGAUUCCACUGCUGACAAGCUCUGGGACAGCUUCAACAAGGGCAAGCAAUGGAAGGAUAUCGAGCACAAGUAUGUUUCCGAGUAAAAAGAUUUUUUCAGACAACAAUUACAACAACCCAAUUGGAAUUUAGAUCAAUUUUUUUAUAUUAAUUACAAAAAACACAAAAUAAAAUUGGAGAGAAAAGAGAGAGAAGAGAAACAACAACCUUUUUUUUUUCAUUCACACAUGAACAAUGUUUAUUUUAUGCGUACUUGAAAAUAAAUUAUUAGUUCACAACUCCCUCUCCCCCUUUUAUCUUAUAUCUUUAUUAUUAUAAU